CGUAGUACACUCACGCAUCUUUCAUUCCCUCCAUCUUCAACUCUCUCUCUAGAAUACAGAAAUAGCUACGAUGAGCGAGAAAGUAACUUCCUCUUCAAGCGACGAACUGCAGUUUCAGAUGGAUGAAGAUCAAGCAAAUGCAGAGAAAUCUGUAUCGUCGAUGUCACUGAUGAAGCAAAACAACUCGACUGAUGAUAUCUGGCGAAAUAUCAACAGCAAUCGUGAUUGCUUCCAGAAGCAUGCAUUAGAGAGAACUAAUGCAUUAACAUUUGCACUCGAAACUGAAGAACAAGUUGUUCCGAUCACUGAUAUUCAUGAUUCAUCUAAGCAAUUGCAGUCUGCAGCUGAUCAGGAGUCAUCGGAGAAGGAGAAGUCAGGAGUACGUGGUUCGUUCGAGAAUAAAACGAUUUUGAAACCGUCUCCUAGCGUCGGUACGAGUCUUAUUCACCUUCUGCCUGAGGCGACUAAUGCGAAAUCAAAUGGAUCUGAUAGCGGUUGUCCGUCAAUGAUGGAUGAAGCGUGGACUCGAUUGAAAAACUCGUUUGUUUAUUUUCAGAGUAAACCGGUUGGAACACUAGCAGCAGCACUCGAUCCUAGUGCAGAGGAAUUGAAUUACAAUCAGGUGUUUGUGAGAGACUUUGUACCUACAGCCUUGGCCUACUUAAUGAAAGUUCCAUCUCACGAGCCAGAGAUUGUGAAAAACUUCUUGCUAAAGACUCUUCAUCUCCAAGGAUGGAAAAAGACAAUCGACAAUUUCACUCUCGGAGAAGGUGUCAUGCCUGCCAGUUUUAAGGUCAUGUAUGAAUCUUUCCAGAAAAAGGAGGUGUUGAAGGCUGACUUCGGUGGCAGUGCAAUUGGAAGAGUUGCACCAGUUGAUUCCGGUUUCUGGUGGAUUAUACUCUUAAGGUCAUACACUAAGUGUACAAAAGAUUACACCUUGGCAGAGCAACCUGAGGUGCAAAAAGGAAUGAAGUUAAUACUCGACCUUUGCUUGUCUGAUGGUUUUGACACUUUCCCGACCCUCCUAUGCGCCGACGGAUGUAGCAUGAUUGACAGGAGGAUGGGUGUAUAUGGAUAUCCAAUUGAGAUCCAAGCUCUCUUCUUUUUUGCACUGAGGUGUGCACAACAAAUGCUUAAAGAGGACACCGAUUCAAGCAAACUGAUUGAACGGAUCGAAAGAAGGAUUACAGCUCUAAGUUACCACAUCCGAAACUACUACUGGCUGGAUUUCACCCAACUUAACAACAUCUAUCGAUACAAAACAGAGGAGUAUUCCCACACAGCUGUUAACAAGUUCAAUGUCAUACCCGAGUCCAUCCCAGAUUGGGUGUUUGAUUUCAUGCCGUUGAGAGGCGGCUACUUCAUUGGAAACGUGAGCCCAGCUCGCAUGGACUUCAGGUGGUUCUUAGUUGGCAACUGUAUUGCUAUAUUGAGUUCUUUAGCCACAAUGGCGCAAACAACGGCUAUUAUGGACUUGGUGGAGGAACGUUGGGAAGACCUGAUUGGCGAGAUGCCGUUGAAGAUUGCAUACCCCGCUUUGGAGGGCUACGAGUGGAACAUCGUCACGGGUUGUGAUCCGAAGAACACACGCUGGAGUUAUCACAAUGGCGGCUCUUGGCCAGUUCUUCUGUGGCUGCUGACAGCCGCAUGCAUCAAGGCGGGAAGGCCUCAAAUUGCGAAAAGAGCGAUAGAGCUGGUGGAGCAGCGGCUUUCAAAAGACGCGUGGCCCGAGUACUAUGACGGUAAGAAGGGACGUUACAUCGGGAAGCAAGCGAGGAAGUAUCAAACGUGGUCCAUCUCGGGGUACCUUGUAGCCAAGCUUAUGAUAGAGAACCCAUCUAACCUUGCCAUGAUCUCUCUAGAAGAGGAUAAGAAGAUCGAAAAGCCGAGGCUUACGCGGUCAGCCUCUUGGCCCUGCUCAAGGUAAGUAAGGAAUUGUUUUACCAUGAAAAACUACUUACACUUUUGUUCAUCAUUUUGGGACAACCAGCUGUUUAUGUUUACUAAACGGCUGGUAUUACUUUCUUUUGCAAUCUGUACCUACUACGUACUCUAGUUGACUAGUUCCGUACUUUCAGAUCAUGUACUCGAAACAUAUGAUAGUGAAUGAUUUCUAAAAUAAAUAAAAGCAUGAACUAUGAAAUAUGCA
Molecule: messenger RNA, 2149 nt
Organism: Helianthus annuus (common sunflower)
Lineage: Eukaryota; Viridiplantae; Streptophyta; Magnoliopsida; Asterales; Asteraceae
Product: probable alkaline/neutral invertase F
Exons: 4
Coding region: 71-1927 (618 amino acids)
Biological process (GO): sucrose catabolic process
Molecular function (GO): sucrose alpha-glucosidase activity; endo-alpha-N-acetylgalactosaminidase activity
Source: RefSeq, a predicted model, not a curated record